Ostrea edulis (European flat oyster) is the source of this 2136-nucleotide messenger RNA. RefSeq names its product F-box only protein 4-like. Gene Ontology annotation, biological process: SCF-dependent proteasomal ubiquitin-dependent protein catabolic process; protein polyubiquitination. The transcript is spliced from 6 exons. Gene Ontology annotation, molecular function: GTP binding; GTPase activity; protein binding. Bases 1 to 1188 code for a protein of 395 amino acids. Gene Ontology annotation, cellular component: SCF ubiquitin ligase complex. Lineage: Eukaryota; Metazoa; Mollusca; Bivalvia; Ostreida; Ostreidae. The record is from RefSeq and is a predicted model, not a curated record.
AUGGCUGCUGAUAUUAUAGUUCCUAUCAUUGUGGAUCAACCUGUUACUCGAGAAAGAUUAAUACUCCCAUUGGAUACUGUUGACGAAACAUUAUUAUAUACAUUUAAGACAUUGAUAAAGAAAUAUAAGAAGCAGAUGGGUGAUACUAAUGACGUUUGCAUUGUCUCUGGGGGACUUCAACAGUACCUCAACAAACAGAAGAAAUCUGGUGCGGAGGAAAUCAAGGCUAAAAAUGGAUUAACUUUCAAUGAUUUGCCGGUUUAUGUAAAGCUUCAGAUAUUUUCAAAUUUGGAUGCCAUUCAGUUGUGCCGAAUAUCAAGAGUGUGUCAAGAAUGGUAUAGCUUAACAUCUGACAAUCUUCUAUGGGGCAAUGUAUUAGACAGAGACAUUCGUUUUUGGAAUGUGAUCGGACAUAGGACUAAUCCAGGACUGUACAUUGAGGUACAGUCUGAAUGGAGCAACAAAGAAAUAUACCUACGUUGUUCACCACAAAUUAAUCAUCUUAUGCAUGAAGACAAUGCAAUAUUUAGCAGUUUUACCAAUAUGAUUCGUUCCUUUUUACCUAAAAAGACUCCUAAGAUUGCAAUGUUUGGACCUGGUUUGGAAUCGGACACCAGUGCAAUUGUUAGAAACAUGCUGUACGAGCAAUCACAGCAACUGGAAAGAGUAGGGCUUGUUCCUGGGCAGUGUGAUGGAGUAGGUUCAGGUUGGUGUCUGAAGAUGCAGAAUGGACAAGUCUUCCAGCUAUCAGUGUUGUACUCAGCUUCAAAGAAAGUUCGUUUAGAGAGGCGGAAUAGGCUUCAGAAUAACAGUCUGUUGGAGGUGCGGACAGACCAGGAUGGAGUGGAAACGGUGGAACUCAAGCCAGCGGUUAGAGAUUUCUGUCGCACUGUGGAUGCCUUUAUCUAUGUUGUGGAUGCAUCCCAAGGAAAUAGCUUUGUGAAAGAGGACAAGGCUGAAUUGUUUGCCAUGGUGAAUGAGAGAUGGUCAGCUACUCAUGUCCCCAUCUUGGUACUGUCCUGCAUUCCCAACAGUCAGCAUCAGAGAGUUCCUUGUGUAGAUGUUGUCAAAGCAUUAGAAAUCUCAGCCAUUAAUAGACCCUGGCAGGUACAUGAUGUUGAAGCAGAGACUCUAAAGGGCAUUAUUCCAAGCAUUCAGUGGUUAGUGAAACAGUCACAAAGACGAUGAUCUUCAUCUAACAAUUGUCCCCAAUUCCUGAUGUGUGGUCUUUACACACUUAUGUGCCUUGGUGAUCUCCCACGGUGUGUUUCCGGUAAACACAUCAACCCGCACACUCAACUGAAAUACUCCCUGAACUAUUCAAGGAUAGACCACACUUGUGAUCAGCAGUUUUGCUGUAUCCAUCUUUUCACAAGAUUGUGAUUUGUUAUAUACACUUAGAAACAGAAUUAUUUGUAAACAUUAUAAAUAUUUAUAGUUAAUAUGAAACAGUGAUGGUUUGAGGAAUUAGCUUCUCUGUAUGUACAUGUAUCUUGGGAUGACCUAAAAAGCAACACAUUACAUUAUUAUAUCUAGCUUCAACAAACUUCUAACAUGUUUGCUUACGCCAAUUUUUUUUUUAUUUCAAGGUUUACAAUCUUCCUAUAUGUACCAACAUUUUUGGUUUUUAGAACAGGAAAAAGAGAUUUUUUUUACUUUAUCAUAUUUGAUUUUGAAAUGCUGUUAUUGAAUCUUAAUUUCAUUUCCUCCUUCUAUGAAAUUUCAUUAUUUUUGUGUUCAUAAACCUAUAAAUAAGAAAAAGUAAUCAAUGAUUUACCAUUAUCACUCAAAUUUUAAGCUUUUGUGUUUUUUACUCAUUUUAAAAAUUAAAUACAAUCUAAACCAUCUAAUGAAAUGUAAACAAAGUGCAUGAAGUACUUGAAAUGUGAGACAUGUAAAAAUCUCAACCAAAACGUAAACAAUCUAAUUAGAAUUAGAUCCGCUCACCUAUGAUCGCUUACACAAAAGCGAUCCUAGGUGAACAAAUCCAAGGAUCUAAUUUUAAUUGGACUGAAAAAGAACCUAGUUAUGAACACAUAUAUAUACUGAUAAAAUCUCAACCUCUCUAAUCAUUAUUCCCACCAAUGUAUAAUACAAUUUUGUACUCAUGAAAUAAAUAUAUAUAUUUUUUACAAC